This is a messenger RNA of Mycena citricolor, 252 nucleotides long. NCBI's taxonomy places the organism in Eukaryota, Fungi, Basidiomycota, Agaricomycetes, Agaricales, Mycenaceae. The record is from the annotation of a GenBank genome assembly.
AAUUCUUUCAAGUCUUUUUGUUUUUUCAUUUAAAAAUAGGUCUCCGAAUGAGCUUUCCUAUUGAUGGGCGUUCGCAACUGCAUCGAUUCGCGAAAACCGUGAUCCACCGGUGCUCGUGGUCCAAUACACUCUCGACAUGCAGCGAAGGCAAAGCGAGUGCGCUGGGACGCAUCACUUCCAAUUGUCAGCGGUACUGCCUUCGAAGACGGGAAGCUAGUGGUCAGUCCUCGUCGUCAGGAUAUCGAAAGAAGG